This is a messenger RNA of Camponotus floridanus (Florida carpenter ant), 1773 nucleotides long. Its product is annotated as armadillo repeat-containing protein 6 homolog. Gene Ontology annotation, biological process: hematopoietic progenitor cell differentiation. NCBI's taxonomy places the organism in Eukaryota, Metazoa, Arthropoda, Insecta, Hymenoptera, Formicidae. The transcript has 5 exons. The coding region runs from base 169 to 1542 and encodes 457 amino acids. The record is from RefSeq and is a predicted model, not a curated record. Gene Ontology annotation, molecular function: protein binding.
GCUGAGAUGAGUUUGCGAGCGCGAGUCGCGUUGACAGGUCUACUCUUUUUGUUACCACGUGGACAAAGACAAACCAGUGCACGCUCGCCUCGCUCGCGCGACUCACACACGAUCGUUCAUCUCCUUAUAUAGCGAAUUGGAGCACCGUCUGAGAGAAAUCUCGUUAUCAUGAGCAGGAUUACCCAGGAAGCCUACGACGAGGAGAUCAGGGAGCUGAUGGAGGGCCUCGGUAUGACCGAGGAGGAGGCGGUCGAGGACGCUAUCAAGUGCUUCGAGAUGAAGGGGAUAGAUUUGAGCAACAUUAUCACAGAUUUAGUUCUUGAGGACAAAUACAAACAAAUAGUGAUAUGUCUGGAGAAAUUAAAGCGCGCUGUAAACGACAAAAGUUAUGAAUGUGUGCCCGAGACAUUGCAAGAAUUGCGAACUGAAUUGGAUAAGGACAUUCGAUACAGAGUUUUUGCGGGUAAACGCAAAUGUUACAAUGUCCUGCUCGAUCUCUUGAAGGAUUGCAAGAAAAAUCACGUGAUAUUUAAAUCCGCGCUGGAAACGAUUACCUCAUUAAUGUCCGGUUAUCCAGAUUUAUUGGACGACGACGGGAUUGCAUUGCAGACAGAGAUUUUAGAGAGGCAUCAUGAUACUGCGACAUUGCAGUGUCUGUUGCAUUGGAUACGAGAAUGCUGCAUAAAGCAUGAGCUAAACAGACAAAAGAUCUUUGACACUAAUAUCUUUGAAAAACUCAAAAAAAUAUUGGUGCGCGAGGACGUAAGUGCGUACGAGAUCAAGGAUGCAUGUUCAGUGAUUCGAGCAUUGGUCCUGGAUGAUGAUAUCAGGCAUGAAUAUGGAAAGGCUCAUGAGCACGCAACUGUCAUGGCAAAGGGCGCUCUCGAUGUCCUUACAGAACUGUUGACAAGAUUUAAGAAAGACGCGAAGGUCGUAGGUGAUUUAAUGAUCACCUUGGCUGCAUUAAUCGUUCGAAAUGAAUUCUGCCAAGAAGUAGAGGAUGCUGGGGGUUUGAAAUUUAUUCUGGAUAUAAUGACUGAUCAUCCAGACUCUGAAAAAUUAAAUUGGCAGGCUUUAAAGUUACUCAAGGCGCUUGCUGGCAAUGACAAUGUGAAAUCUCAUAUUGUGACUUCCGGAUGCGCACCUUUAAUCGUAUCCGUUAUCAGUAGAAUGAAGAGAUCGGAAAAUGUUGUGACUGCCGGAUUAGGUUGCAUAUCCGCAUUAUCUUUACGAAGCACUUCAAACUCUGGUGUAUUUUACGAUUGCGGCGCAGCCCAAGUGAUCGUAGAUGCUAUGAAGGCUUAUCCUAACAAUGUAAAUGUCCUGAAACAAGCCUCGUGGGCAAUUAGAAAUAUGUCAGUGCGAAACAGAUCCGAGUCCAAGGAGUUUUUAGCAUAUGGCGUUGAAGAAGUGUUACGGGAUGCGUUACGUUUGCACGGUCCCAAGUUGGAGGACAACAUAAAAGCAGCAUUGAGAGAUCUAGGACUGAAGGUAGAUCUAAAAGAAAGAUGGACAGGAAAAGGUAUCGGCGUGAGUAACUAGCGUUAUUAAUAAUUGUUGUCAACAAUAUUAUUGAUAAAAGUAUAGUAUUAAAAUUAUAUUUACUAUACAUUGAUAAUAUGAAUUUUGUACUUCGCUUUAUCACCUCGCAAUGCUAUAUUUGAUAAUAGUCUUGAUUAACAUAAUUAAUAAGAUUUUUGUGCUCAAAAAAUAUGAAUUUUGUAAAAUAGCCGCGAUUCUUCAAUUUCAUAAAACGUCAACAUUUUAAUUUAU